AUGAUCCGGGCGUUCUCGUUCCCCGCCAGCCCCGAGCGGAGCCGGCUCCGCGGCUGGCUGGAAGGCACCCUGGCCGGCUUGUGCGAGCUGCAUUUGCUGCGCGAGCGCCAGGAGCGGCGCGUCCGGCAGGCGCUGCGCAUCGCCGCCGAGUCCCCCGGCAAGCCGGGAGAUGGCGAGGCGGGCGGCGGGGAGGCGGCGGCGGCGGCGGCUCCGGAGGACCAGCUGGACGCCCUUCCUGGCUUGAUGUGGGAACUGGAACAGCAAUUGGGUCUCCUGCGCCUGUACCCAGAGAAGGCCUGUGCGGAGGCUGCUGAGACGGACAGCUGGCCCAGCUCAGGGUCCUACUCCAGGAUCGGCCGUCCGGAGUCCCGCCUCGGCUACGCCAGUGAGCGCCCCAAGUCCGUAGGUGAUGUGGCCAACAGCAGCAGAGAUGGGGCCAACCGCAGCACCGUGCCCCGCUCCUUCUCGGCCCCCUACUCCACUUCCCAGGACUACCCAGCAGAGCCGUUGCCUCACUGCUAUCCCCCGGACCCUUUCUCGUACCCCAGCCCUCUGCACGCGGUGGCCCUGCAGAACCCCUUGCUCCGGACCCACCUGUACGAAGACCCCGCCUUCGCUUCGUCCGCUUCCCAGGCGUCGGCCUCCCCCGCAGACCAAGAAGGGGGCCUGGACACCUACGGCAACGAGUUCCAGUUCUACUCGGAGGCGGCCUCGCACUGCCACAAGGUGGAGAGUUACAUCUCGCGCCUCAUUCGUCGCCGCAGCCAGCUGGUGAGAGGCAGCAAGCCCCGGACGAGCCUCGGCUUGGAGCCCCCGGCCAAGGGCAGCGUGGUCCGGCAGAACAGCCUGUGCAAGAGGCCCCUGGAGCUGCUGCCCCCUCAGGCCGAGCGCAAGCACCCCCCGGCCGUGGAGCGAGGCAGCAGCACCCCUUCGCCCUGCGGCCACGAGGGCGGGGCCGCCGCAGCCGCGCGGAUCUGGUCCUCGUGGGAUGCCGCUGCCGAGAGGACUCUGGCGGCCAAGGCCGCAGCAGCCGCGGAGGACUUCAGCCCACCCCACUCAAGUCUCAAGAAGCCCCCCAAGCUGCAGGCUUUGGCCCAUAUGAGGCCUGCCUCCGUGGACCAAUACGAAGCAGCCUACCCAUCGUCCCCUCUGCCGGACAGAGAGGACGCCGCCUCCCGGGGGAACAGCCAGGAGCCCGUCUCCUACGAGUCUGAGGACGGGACCUGCCUCAUGGUCAAAGCCCAGUACAUCCCGGCCCAGCAGGCACCGAGGGCCCAGCAGGCGCACCGGGGGGGCAAAAAGAAGCCCCCGCCUCUCACCAAAGGCCGCUCGGUGGAACUGUCGCCGGAGCGAGUCCAUCUGCUGGCGAGGGAGCGGCCGCGGGUUUCGGCGCCCCCCAAGAAAUGCCGCUUCACUGAAGAGGGCGGGGAGGCCGGCGGGAGGAAGGGGGCCGCUCGGAAAAGCUCGCCCCGGUCGAGGAAGGCCGCUCGGUCACAGUCUGAGAACAGCCUCCUCAACAAACCGGGGGUCAGAGACGGGGCGGCCGAACGGGAGGAGCCGGCCCUGAAACAGUCCCGGCCACGGCGGCCUCACGGCCACACGGCCAGCGGUUACCGCAAGUGGCGCUCGACUGCAGAGAUCUGCCAGGAUGAGCCCUCUCCGGGAAGUGCCGCCGAGCCACGCCGGGGCCAGCGAGGAGCAGGCCCCGUGGGGUACAGUUAUGCCGGCAGUGACUCUGAAUGCUCAGGCGAGCAGGCCCGGCAGGCGCCCAUGUGCCGUUUGGAGGAAGGCCUGGUCUAUGGCGACAGCGAGUCUAGCCUGAGCGACGGGGACUCGCCUACCGCCUACAGCAGCGGGGCGUCCAGCGACACGGACGAGAGCGGUGGCCUGGUGUGGCCGCAGCAGCUCUCGCCUCAGCUGGUGUCAGCUUCUGGGCCUGGGAAGGCCGCCGGCGGACAACCCAAGGUCUUCGUCAAGAUCAAAGCCUCGCAUGCGCUGAAGAAGAAGAUCAUGCGUUUCCGCUCGGGCUCCCUCAAAGUCAUGACAACUGUGUGAGGGACGCCAGCCA
Messenger RNA from Elgaria multicarinata webbii, 2068 nucleotides. RefSeq names its product dishevelled binding antagonist of beta catenin 3 (gene DACT3). NCBI's taxonomy places the organism in Eukaryota, Metazoa, Chordata, Lepidosauria, Squamata, Anguidae. The record is from RefSeq and is a predicted model, not a curated record. Gene Ontology annotation, biological process: negative regulation of canonical Wnt signaling pathway. Gene Ontology annotation, cellular component: cytoplasm. The coding region runs from base 1 to 2055 and encodes 684 amino acids. The transcript is spliced from 4 exons.